Messenger RNA from Melampsora larici-populina 98AG31, 336 nucleotides. RefSeq lists its product as uncharacterized. The transcript is spliced from 2 exons. The annotation marks the transcript as partial. Gene Ontology annotation, molecular function: metal ion binding; RNA binding. The record is from RefSeq and is a predicted model, not a curated record. NCBI's taxonomy places the organism in Eukaryota, Fungi, Basidiomycota, Pucciniomycetes, Pucciniales, Melampsoraceae.
CCAACACUUCAUGCUAAAACGGUUUGUAAACAUUGGUUAAGAGGUUUAUGUAAAAAAGGAAACAGUUGUGAAUUCUUACAUGAAUAUAAUCUAAGAACUAUGCCGGAAUGUUGGUUUUUCGGUAAGUAUGGGUUUUGUAGUAAUGGGGAUGAAUGUAUGUAUUUACAUGUAGAUGAACGGAUGAGAGUUUUAGAAUGUAUGGAUUACAGAAGAGGCUUUUGUUCAAAAGGUCCAACUUGUUCACAAAAACAUAUUCGUAGACCGAUUUGUCAAUCUUAUAUCAUUGGGUUUUGUCCAUCAGGUAAAAAUUGUAAUCAAGGAGGUCAUCCGAAAUUC